CCAGGGGAGUCCAUUUUCCUCCACAGUCCUCCCCGAGACGCCCAGAUCACCUCGGUGCUCCACGGAGCGGACAGAGAGAGCCAGCCAGAGCCGCGCCUCUCUUCUUUCUCUUCUCUCAGCUUGUAGAUGUGUCACAAACACACAGCAGCACACAGCAGCAGCACCGCACAGCCUGUGAGACUCUCAGCCCGACCCAACCACAGCCAGUGCAGCCUGCUCGGCUCACAAGGGAAAGUCCGGUGAUCUGCUGUUUAUGGAUAUGAGAUGCAUGUGACCAUGUUGUCGCUGUAAGAUGAGUUUGCUAGCGGCAUGUGGUUCCAUUGGGACCUUGCAGGGAUAUCUCGUUCGGUAAGGCAUGACACUUUCUACUUGACAAAAUACAUCUCACAGGAGGAGGUGGUGGCUGGCUUGGCACAGAACAACAGCGCUGAAUUUGGAUAUGAGCUAAAAGUUUGCAAACCUUAUAAGAUGUUUGGGAUCUACGUUGAGUGUUUAAGUUUAGUGUAAUUUUUGUCAUUAUGUGUGUAGACUGAACGGGAGCUUAUUCUCUUCACCGAGGAUAUCUCUCAGUCUGCGCUAUGAUCUGGACCAUGCGGACUCUGAUGCUGAGGACACUGUUUGUGUUGUUGGGGAAUGCACAUGUCUUAUCUCUCAGAAAUAAUGGCGACAUACGAACUAGAGAAACAGUGGGGGGUUAUUAUGGGCUUAACGCCACAGCAACACACAGGACCGCUCACACAGCAAUCGGAGAGGGUCCCCAAAACACAGCUUAUGACAGCACUCGCUCCGGGGGACAUGCUACAGGUACGUCCUACUCCAAACAGACUCUUCAAACAUGGAUGGAACAUAUUCAUUCUACUUCUGUGAGAAGGACGCGCGUAAUUGCGGAUGAAACAAAACAUAGACAUGUAGGAUUAAAACAACACCACUCAAACAGAACACUGACGCUGGGGUAUUCCUCCGCGACCCCGCACAGGGACCUGACGCGCCGCCACAAGAGGAGAAAGUUGAAUAGUGAGAUUGGCGCGGCCGCUGUCAUGGGGACGGCAGGUGGAUACCAUACCACUAAGCCCACAGCAAUGGGCCAGCAGCGCGGGGGACUACUGGACAGCGACAGACGCAAGAGAGGCACAAAAGAGGAGCAGAAGAAGGCGUUUAAGAGGGAGAGGGGGACAAAAGUGUUGAACAAAAGCUCAAUGGCUUUAUCUCAGGCGCAGAGCGCAGUGGACGGGCUGGGCCCCCCUCUAUCUCCAUGGGAACCAAUACCCAAGCCCCUAGCUCUCACCUCUACCGACCUACCGCUCGACUUCUUCACCAGGAAAAACGAGAUGUUUACUUACCGGGAGGAAAACCCGUGGGAUGCCACUCCAAUGACCCCUCCCAACACAGCAGAUUUUGGAAGCGAAAUCAGAAACCCAUUUUACCCUGUGACAAGUGAAACAUUUGGAGCUUAUGCUAUCACAGGCGUUUCUGCUAUCAUUUUCCUCGCAGGGAUAGCAGGGAACAUAGCCAUACUGUGCAUCGUGUGUCAGAACUACUAUAUGAAGAGCAUCUCCAACUCUCUCAUAGCUAACCUGGCCAUCUGGGAUUUUGUGGUUGUUUUCUUUUGUCUGCCCCUCGUCAUUUUCCAUGAAUUGACUAAGUCCUGGCUACUGGGAGAAUUCACGUGUAAAAUCGUGCCAUAUCUGGAGGUAUUCUAUUAUGUUCUAUUAUAUUUUAUUAGAUUCUAUGACAUAUUUUCUCCUCAUAUUGGUGGAAGAUGGGGCAUGGGGCAUCUGAACAUUUCUCUUUGCAUAGGCACAAUUUCAAAUAGUAUUGCAUUGUCUAUUACACAUUUAUAAUACAGUAUUGUUAUAUUCAGGACAAGUUGUGAUAGAAAGCCUAUCACAGUGAACAUGACACUAAUCCAUUUCACCCUAACAUGGGAUUAGCCCUCAUAGGCACAAUAAUAAACAAAAGACGAGUUCCCACCAAGCUCAGAUGUUACCUCAGCUCAUUAUGACACCCAGUGUGACACUGCUACAUACACCUGCUGGAGAGAAGUGGCCUUCCUCCCUCCACCCUCCCCUCAUGACACCCACACACUAAAUCCUUCCCUCUAUCUCUCCCUCUUUUUCUCCCACUUCUGUGUGUGUGUCUCUCUCUCUCUCUCUCUCUCUCUCUCUCUCUCUGUCUGCCUCUCUCUCUCUCUCUCUCUCUCUCACGCACACAACUCUGUAUCUAUCUACUAUGAUAGCUCUGUCUUUCUCACCUACACAUACAAAGGGCCUAAGUAAGUCACAAACUCCACACCCAGUUUAUAGCCAUCUUACUUUACCCUGGGUAUCAGUGUGAUGCAAUGCUCAACCUGUGUGUGAGCAGUCAUGCCUUUCCUUUGUAAGGCCAUUGGGUUAAAUCCAGUUUCAUUCUCCCACAACUCCUAAUCUCAUUGUACAGAAGAAGGUGUCAGUAGACUGUCUGGCUAGUGUGUGUGUGUGUGUGUGUGUGUGUGUGUGUGUGUGUGUGUGUGUGUGUGGUGUGUGUGUGUGGUGUGUGUGUGUGUGUGUGUGUGGAGGUUGGAGUCUGUGCGUGUGGGUGAGUGCGUGCAGGCCCGUUUGUGAAUUUUAGGCAUGCAUGCCCAUGAGUCCAUGCAUGCAUCAGUGCAUGCAUGUGUGUCGUCCGGCCUUGCGUGUGCAUGUGUGUGUCUGUGCGUGUCCUCAGCCCUGUGUGUCCUCAACCCUGUGUGUCCUCAGCCCUGUGUGUCCUCAGCCCAGUGCAGUGCUGAGCUGAUCCACUGUGACUGUAUGUGGGUUAAGUGGGGAGUAAAGUCGCUCCGUGGGCAGGAUGUGUGAGAGAACAGUCCACUGGGAGGAGAGGAAGCCUCGGGCUGUAUUGCCCACUGAUUCAUGACACACACCCACACACAGAUGUGUGUGCAGACACAAUUAGACAGACUCACAGACGAAGACACGUAUGCACAUACAUGACCACACAGACACGCACACAUACACAUGCAUAAACCCAUAUUCCAAUCCCCAGAGCCCAGACAGUAGAUAUGAGCCCAGCUACAAUGGUGAUGAUAAUGCAUUAGAUACAGACAGCUAGGAGAGGAGGCAUGGACAGUCCCUCUGAAACUGAUGGGAGGACCUCUCUGUGUUGUGUGUACUGAAUGUGUGUGCGUGGCUUCUGUAGCCUGCUCGUGUGUGUGUGAGUAUGUGUAUGGAAUCAAGUCUCCAGUGAUGUGCAGAGCUCUAAGGAGAGAGGCUGAGUGGAAGAGGCCCUUAUGGGUUAUGAGUGCUGUUAUGUGAAUCGUGUCCAUGGCUAAUGUCUGUAGUGUAGGCUAUAGCAACAGCCGCAGCCAGUAGUGAAUAGUAAAGAUAUUGCUUCUAUAAGUUCAGUGAGAACAGUGAGGCUCAGAUAGGCAUAGAGGGGUUCUCUCCAGCAGCUUUGUCCAUUCUCAGACAGAGAGAUACUGGGAGGCUGAGGUGCUGCUGUCUGCAGUGAGAUAAACUCAUCCCAGUCUGCUGCAGGGAAUAGACAUUCUACGGGGAGCCAUUCAGAUCAGAGGUGGAGGACUGCAUUGUGCUGGGAUUGGUGUUAAUAGCUAGACAUUCAUCACCCUGACACCCAUGUACGUGGGCGCACACAUGCAUAGGCUCAAUCGCUCUCACUUAUGGACACACAUGCACAGAAUCUCAAACACACACUAAAUCUCACAACACAACCUAGACGCGCUGGUCUCUCUCUUCUCUCCGCGGAGAGAGAGAGCUCUAGAGAGGAGAGAGAGGCGAAGAAGAGCAGAGAGAGAGGGAGAGCGCUCUCUCUCUGAGCUCUCUCUCUCUCUCUCUCGUCUCUGCCUCUCGUCUUAUCUCUCUCUCUCUCGCUCUCUCUCUCUCUCUUUCUCUCUCUCUCUCUCUCACACACAAAUACAUGCUCACCUACACAUGCAGAAACUCUCUCUCACACACACACUCACACACGGUAGCAGGGCGUGCUGAGAUUCCAGAUGGGUGGGAUGGCCUGCCCUCCACUGAUCGUUACCCACGGCGAUCCUCUCUCUGCACAUGCUCACUGUGAUUAGGGGAAGGACUCUCACACACACAUACACACACACACACUCCCACAUACACAUAUACACUUCUUCCAACACACACACACACACCACUCCACCCAACAGCAGAUUGUCUGGCCCUCUAUUACUCAUUACUCAUGCGGUCUGAUGGGCACAUACAUGAUGUUAAUUGGAAUAUACUGUAUGUUAAUGAUUCAGUGUAUAUAAUUAGUGUUUGUAAAUAAUGGAUGAUGGGUGAUACUUAUCCCAUUCAGGCUCUUUGUUAGCUAGAGGAUGAGAAUAUGUUUAGUUUGCUGAGAGAUAGACCACAUAGAUACAUAACAACAUCACAACCCAGAGAGAAUCAAACUAAAUUAACAAAAUGACUCAUUAUAGAAGCAAAACUCAAAUAUUGACUUAUUUAUAAUUGUGUGAAUCAUGCGUAGGCAUGGCCAGUGUAGAAUAGGAUAUAACUGUAUUGUCCACUUGAAGCUACAUCAUGGAGUCUUAAGAGUAAUAACUCCAGGUGCUCAGGUCCAGAUUUACCCUGUCUGCCAGCCUGUCUCUGUGAUGAUCCAAUCCCUGACUGUACAGAGAGACUGAUGAUCCCUGUGGCAGAGUGGCAGCCAGGGCCUAGGCUUCUUCUGUUGGAGUUAUGGUCUGGGGAAGGAGGGAGAGAGGGAGGGAGAGAGGGAGGGUCAGACGCAGUCAGCCUGUAACAGUCAGCUUAUUAAUACGCUCAGUGUGUGUGUGCGUGUGUGUGUGUUUCUGUGUCUGUGUGUGUAUAUGUGUGUGUGCAUUCGUGAGCAUUACCCCAUUUAUCAAUAGAUAAGAGUCAUUACCAUGACAGACCACUCAGGAUCCAACAUGGCCGCCCGCCGCGGGUCCCCCAGUCACUCAGUCGCCAUUCAACUCCAAUUAAUACAUGGGUUUUGAAGGCAACUGCUCAGAGGAGCUUACUCAGGGAAUUAUUAAACCAGCAACAGGGGAAAUAUCUCUAUUACCUGCUGUACAAUACAAGUAACUGAGACAGAGACAAUGGUGCUGUACAGACUGCCAUCAGCAUGGCCACAGACAAGGCAGACAUGACAGGGGUCAGGUACACAGAGAAGGGAUCUGCCAAAUUGGCCCAUUAAUCAUUAUGAAGCUGUCAGGCUGUUGUAUGAAUAAUUAGGCCUAGUGAUAGGAAUAAUCUCGCACUCACACACAAACACACACUCAGCUUUCAGUUAAGCAGCGUUAGCACCACACUAGCUCCAGCACCAUGGCCAUUGGCCCAUGCACAUAUCUUUGAUCUACAUAUCUGUACAAAGCUGGGCUUGUCCUAGUCUGCCCCCUUCGCUCUCUCCUGCUCUGUGAGAUCUGAUCAAAGAAUUCACCCGGUCUGUGUGUCAGUGUUUAGUUUGACUUGUCUUGAGCCCAGUGUUCAGGCUAUGAAAUAUUCACCAUGUUGGCACCUGUCUGAGUGUACAAAGCAGAGUAGGGCUCGAAGACAGUAACCUGGCACACAGAGGCGAUGGUGCAUGGUUGGCCAGGAUGCAGGAAGCCCUCUCUAGCUGUAUUUAAAGCAACCAAUCACACUGUACGACCAGCACAGGCUGAAGGUCAUCAAUAGUCACCAUGGAAGAGGGAUCUUGUUUACAAGAUAUGAACCAAGUUUUUGGUUAAAUCAAUUUUUCACCAAAUUUUUUUUUUUUUUUGCCAGUUUUACUGUUUUCAGUAUUAACAUGAAAAAAAUUAUGUUAUGCUCCUUUGAAGUAUACAUGAGUAAAUACCAGGUGCAAGGUAUUAAACAUGUCUUAUAAAAGGAUUAGAAAUACCUGCACACUGUCAUACACCUCUUUGAAGUCUACAGGAGCAUACUGUACAAUAGCAUGCAGGUCUCUCUAAUGGCUGACCCAGUGUUGUUCUCAUUUGGCUCUACUUCAUUAGAACAGGAGCAGCUUUGGCAGAGAUCCAUAGUUCAUGUGUGGUUCUCCUCUCUAUCUCUAUCUCUGCAGGAUGUUGCUGUUUCUAAGGCUGUAGCCUCUGUGGCCUCCCAGGGAUGUCUGGGAAACACUAGUCUAAUUAACAGAUAGAGAGAAGAAGAGAGGAAGAGAGAGGGGAAGGAGAGAGAGCGAGAGAGAGAGAAAUCUCCACAGCUUUACUGUUUAUGUAGUAAACUACAGCAGCAAUAAUCACAGAGCAGGACCAUACAGACUAUAGCAGUUGGGUCUGGGUCUGGCUACAGUUAGUUUUCCCUGUAGUAACUGCAGUCAAAGUGAUUCCAGCUGGAGAGGAAUGUGUUCCAGGUUCCUUGCUGUGCGUUAGUCUUUCAGACUCGAACCAAUGCAGAGCAGAGACUUGGUUCUGAAUGAUGUGUUUUCUAAGCUUUGAGAGGCUUAGAAUUUGGCAUCUUUUUCAGUUUAAUUCAUUCUUUCAAUUCAAGGAAUGACUGUACAAUCCUCUGUCAGAUUUCUAAGAAUUGUGUUGUCAUCUUUGUGAAAGUAAAACUAAAAAGAUCUAUUUGGUGUGUACUGUCAGAUGACUCAACAUUCUGAUAAACCAUUUGUCUUUGUGAUAAACCAUUUGAUAAACCAUUAACCAUUUCUCCAUGUAUUUGUCCCCAGGUGGCAUCUCUAGGUGUGACCACCUUCACCCUGUGCGCUCUGUGCAUUGACCGGUUCCGUGCGGCCACCAACGUCCAGAUGUACUAUGAGAUGAUUGAGAACUGCACCUCCACUACAGCCAAGCUCGCCGUCAUCUGGAUCGGAGCGCUCCUGUUGGCUCUCCCUGAGCUCCUGAUCCGCCAGCUGGUCACAGAGGACCCCGCCCUCCCGGAUGACCCCCCAACGGAGCGCUGUGUGGUGCGCAUCUCGACGUCGCUCCCGGAUACGCUCUACGUCCUGGGUCUAACCUACGAGGGCGCGCGGCUCUGGUGGUGCUUCGGCUGUUACUUCUGCCUCCCUACGCUCUUCACCAUCGGCUGUUCCCUCGUCACCGCCCGCAAGAUCCGCCGCGCCGAGCAGGCCUCCGUCCGCGGCAACAAGAAGCAGAUACGCCUAGAAAGCCAGAUGAACUGUACCGUUGUGGCGCUCGCCAUCGUCUACGGCGCCUGCGUGGUCCCAGAGAACAUCUGUAACAUCGUAUCGGCAUACAUGGCGGCGGGCGUGCCGGAGAGGACCAUGGCGGUCUUACACCUCCUGUCACAGCUGUUGUUGUUCUGCCGGGCGGCAGUGACGCCAGUGUUGCUCCUAUUGUUAUGUCGCCCGCUAGGCAGGGCCUUUCUGGACUGUUGUUGUUGCUGCUGCUGUAACCAUACCCACUCCUCAGGCACGGCUAGUGAUGAUAAUGAACAUGAGUGUACCACAGAGCUGGAGCUGUCGCCCUUCAGCACCAUACGCAGAGAGCUCAGCAACUACACUCCCGCAGGGUCCAACUGUUAAAACCACACAACUACUGUUAAAGGUCCAGUGCAGUAAAAAAUUGUUUUAUGUUCAGUGUAUAUUUCCACACUAUGAGGUUGGAAUAAUACUUUGAAUUGUGAAAAUUAUGAUAAUGCCCCUUUAGUGUAAGUUUGAUAAGACCGCCUGAAAUUUCAGCCUGUUUUGGUGGGAGUUUUGGCCUGCCUGGUGACAUCAUCAGGCAGUAAAUUAGUUAAUAGACCAAUAAGAAAGAGAGUUACAAACUUCUCUGCCAAAAACAGCUAGUUUUCAAUUUUCCCCUCCCCAGUCAGACCACUCCCAGACAAUCCUAGGAAAAGUGUUACCCAGAAAUGAUUUGAUAUUGAGAUAAAAACAGCUGCAUUGGACCUUUAAUGACUACACAACUACACACCUGCAGGACUAUACAAACAUGCUAGUACACAGAACUGUACAACAUCACACCUGCAGAGUCAAACUGCUGUGA
This is a messenger RNA of Coregonus sp. 'balchen', 7918 nucleotides long. The record is from the annotation of a GenBank genome assembly. NCBI's taxonomy places the organism in Eukaryota, Metazoa, Chordata, Actinopteri, Salmoniformes, Salmonidae.